Messenger RNA from Plasmodium vivax (malaria parasite P. vivax), 2670 nucleotides. RefSeq names its product transporter, putative. The record is from RefSeq and is a predicted model, not a curated record. Gene Ontology annotation, cellular component: membrane. The coding region runs from base 1241 to 2551 and encodes 436 amino acids. NCBI's taxonomy places the organism in Eukaryota, Apicomplexa, Aconoidasida, Haemosporida, Plasmodiidae. The transcript has a single exon.
CUCAAUAACUCCACGCAUACCACCACUGAGUGGAAGUGUAAAUUACCAAGCGGCGCGCAUAACCCGUGUAUGCCUUUUUAUGCUUUCACAUUUUUUUUAGCACUUGUUUCCUGUCGGGUAGCAGCUAGUCGGGGUACACUUGUGCGGACAUACGUUUGCGAAAACAGUUGGGUGGUGCACGAGUUAAGCCACUCUUAAAGCGUACACGGAUGGGUAUGCUAUCCGUACGCAUAGAGAAGCUACUUAGGAGGGGGGACCUAAAUUUUCCACUUUUUUGCUAACCAUUUAAGUGAUAUGCAAAGCAAAAAAGCGCACCAUUUAGGAGUGAAGCUUACCCAUCAUAGGGUGCUUCUUUGCCAUUAAGCACAUCCCACAAAUGAAAAGAAAAUGAGGGAAAAAAAAAAAAAAAUGCCAGGAGGAAAACCAUACAUUUUCCUUCCACAUUAAAAAUUGAAAAAUAAUUUUUUAAAACGGUUUUAAGGAGGCUCCAAUAUUUUAUGAGUAUCCCAUUAGCAACGAUAAUAUUUAAAAAAAAAAAAAAAGCAAAAAGGAAAAAGGAACAAAGAGCUAUUGCUCUAAUUUGAUUAACGUUAAAAAAUACAUUAAAGGAGUCCCCCCUUCCAAAAAAAAAAAUAAAUAUGGGAUAAAGUCAAAAGCAGAUAAUAACCUGUAAUCCUGUUUCACAUGUAAUGCGUUCAUUUUAUUCCUUUUCGCUUUUUUUGGUGAACUUUACGUUUUUUUCUCGCGCGUGAGUUGCGAAGGGAGGAGUUUCCCCCGUUUAUGUGCACACAUGUACGGGCAUACGCGCGUGCGUACAUACGUGCGUUCGUACGUGCGUUUAUAUGUGCGUUCAUGUGUGCCUUCAUAUGUGCGUUCAUAUGUGCCCAUUUCUUUGCAUACGUAUGUACAUUUGUGCCCAGCGCUUCAACCAUUUUGUGCCUCACCCACUGCCGAGCUGCGCUUCGCAUACUUUCACGCCUAAUGAAGUCUCGCCUGUGUAGACUCAAAAUGAAAUGCGAGUGAUUCCCCUGGCGCCUCUUGAAACUGACAAAGGAUGCGUUUCUUCUGCGCCCGAUUUUCUGGGAAGAAAUUAAUCUUUUGAGUUUUAAAAAAGGGGGCAGCAUACAGGCGUAAGCAGAAGUGGGAGUACCUACGCGAAGGGGCGAUCACACGAAGGUGCACUCACGUAGGCGCUCUCACAAGUGGGACUCCCCCCCAGCUAUGCCCACCAUAGUGAACAAUGAAAUUCCUAAAAGUUGAAGAAUUUUUCGCCAAGGCCAAGCAAGAUGAGGGGGGGAGGAACGUGCUGCUGAUAACCGUAAACUUGCUGCUGCUGUUCUCCAUGUUCCUGUAUGGCAUAAACUACAUACUGAUGAAAUAUUUUAUUAUGAUAAAGGGGUCCAUCUACGUGUUCAUAAUUUUGAGGACAGUCUUGACCAUCCCACUGAUGAUUUACAUGUACAUGUCCAAGCAGUCGGAGCCGAACAAAAAAAAACUGCUGCACGGUGUGAAUGAAAAUGAUGGGGCGGACGAGCAGGAUGGCCAGAUAGACCUGGAGUUGUCAAAAGUUGGAGAAGAAAAUGAAAAAAAAAAAAAAAAAAAUUCCAAAGGUGAUAAAAAUGACGACAGUAGUAGUAGUAAGAAGAAGAAGAAAAACGGGAAGGACAGCAAGGAUGGGAAAAUGGACGAUAGCAUGCAAAAUGCAGAUGGGAAAAAUAACGCAGACGGUAGUGACGAGUACAGCAGUAAUAAGAACGAAACGUGUGCCGGUAUAGAAAAUACAUGCUCAAAUUAUUUCAGCAGAUUGCUAAAAAAUGAUGAAAAGUUAAUUCCUAAGAUAGCGUACAUGCCCAUACUCAUCCUGUCCGUUACGGGAGCUCUGAGACAGGUCAUUGUCAUAAUAGCCUUACAGUAUACCGAUUCUCAUAACGUGGCUAUCAUACAGCCAACAAUACCCAUUUUUACAGCCCUCAUGUCCUAUUAUUUGAAGAUUGAAAAAAUGAAUUAUAUAACUUGCUUGUCCAUUUUUUUAUCUUUCUUUGGGUUGGCCAUAACUGCGGAAGUGUGGAAUAUGGGUUCCUUCGAUUUUGGUUUCCUCCUAUUAUUAACCGUGCCAGUUACGAAGGGGCUGCAAGUGAUAUAUAUUAAUAUUGCCACAAGAUACGUAAGUAAUGACAUCAUUCAAUUUUCCCAAAUGGCUGUUUUGUUCUUGAUAACCCUUCCAUUUGGCAUCCUCGGGGAGAUGUUCAUCAAUGAAAAUUACAAUGUGAUUGGCGAGAUGUAUAAUGUGACUACUAAUCAGUUUUUGUGCAUUUUAUAUUCUACCCUUGCCAUUAUUUUUCUCUGUUGGAAAAUUCAAAUCAUCGCUUUGAAUUACCUGACCCCCGUAACCGUUUCGCUGUACCAGUCCUUUCAGCCCUGCUUCACCUUCGUGUUGGCUAGGCUCUUCCUCAACGAGACCAUCAAUUAUAAUAAGUACAUCGGCACCAUCUUCAUUGUCCUCUCGUUGCUGCUGUACCAGUACGGUUGCACCAAGCGCCCCAAGGCGUAACGCGGCGGGGCCCAUACGAACAGGAACAGGAGCACGCACGUGAGCGGCGUACCUGUGGGCGUUCCCCCCUUUUUUAUUGUUCUUAUAACGCAAAUGGAAAGUGGCUUAUUGCCAUCUUU